CCCCCGCCGGGCCCCAGCCUGGCCGGAUCUGUUUUUCUAAACCGAGAGAGGAGUGACUCACCACUCCGGUUUCAAAACAGGCCAUGAACGGUGGGGGGAGGGUGGCAGUUAACGUUAAAGGUCCUGUUUAAACAGGUGUUUCAGCUCACCACACAGUCGUCUCAUGCAACAGCAGCAGGCUCACGGACUAUUUCUUUCGAGUCAUAGAUUGCGUUGCGUGCAAAGUCGCUUAAUAUUGUGUAUUGACGUCAGGAUCAGACAAAUCUCGACGCAAAUCUCUCUCUCUCUCUCUCUUUUUUUUUUUUUUUUUACGUUUUAAGCGAUUCCAUGCAGACUCUGCUGCUGGUUUUGCAAAUGCAUUAUUGCACAAAAGAUCAAUUUAGUGGAAAUCAGUGGCAGGGCAGUCAUGUGAGAGAAGAGUCUGUAUCUCUUUUGAACGAGCUGUUCUGAGAAAAAAGAAACCGGGGAAAGGUUGAAGAGGGCACAAGAAAGCCAUAUGAACAGAGGCAGACAGGAGUGUAACAUUGUUCCUGGUGAUACAGCAUUAUCAUAUAAAUCAAUUUAUCAGAAUGUAUAGAUUUUAAUCCUGAGAGUCAGUGUGGUAACAGUUUAUCUGCUUCUUUCAAUAAACCCCUGCUGUGUGCCUUUCAGCAAAGUAAACAUGCCUUUGUUUUGCUGUCAUUACCAUCUACUGUUGCUCUACCACUGGUCUCAAUCGAUGUUUUGUUAGUGAAACAUUUUGCUCUCCCACAGGCCCACAUUUUUAUUAGCUAAUUAGCUUCAGUAGUGUUGUGAACUCUAGAUCAGAGCUAGUUUUGCUGUUUGUUGACUGGACAGAGAGUUUGAGGUCCUCAGGGUCCUGGUUCAUAGUUGUUUCUGUCCCCUCCCAUGUCUUCCGUCUCCUCUUACAGACUCUCCACCCAUUCUCUGCCUGGCCAACAAGCGUUUUCAGAGAGCUGCAACUUGCUUAGUCUGGUCCUCCUAUGGACUCCCUGCCCUAAGGCUGACAUGCAACUCUAUAAUGAGAGGUCGGGGGGUGGGGUGAUUGGUGUUUACACUGGGACAACAUCCACCAACUCACUGAUGAAAAUAUCUGAUGACUAAAUAUUGAUGUGGCUCCAAAGUGCAUUUGUGAAAAGGUCCUUCUACACUUCCCAUACCUUUGGACAGGGAAUAUGUGGUUGAAAUCAAUUUCCAAGAUCUUGACCUACUCCUUUCCCUCACUGGGACUUCUCUCUGUUCAAAAAUGGGUUUCCAGUAGACAUUUGAGUUGAGGCAAUACUUUGUUGAAAUCACAAAAUUACAGCAGUAAUUUAAGAACUCAUUAAGAGUCUACAACAAGCAGGGGGAAUUACUUCUUUCACACAGACGCAAUGAGUCACAAAUAUUGUUUGCUGUUUUUGCUGUUGUUUGAUGUGACUGGGUUAUUAAAGGUCAUUACCGACAAGAGGUCUAUAAUAUUGUUUACUGUUUAUGCAGGUCUGACAUUGCUUGGGUAUAGUAUGUAAGGGUGAACACAGGUUACUAUGCACUAGUAUUGCUUAAAAGGGUAGCCUUUGAGUAGAAGUCUUGUUACUUAUGUGGAUACUGGCAUGAGUUAGAUCUCUGCCAUUAUUUGCACUCUUUUAAUUAGAUGCUUGGAAAUGAGCCUAUCCUCACAAAUUAAAGAAACAGUUAAGGCCUGCCCAAACAGCAGAUAAUCUGACAUCAAAACAUAAUAAUCUUGUAUCUACAGUGGCACAUAUCAACUAUAAACCAGUAUACAAACCAGUGUAGUCUUGAGACAACAGUCAAACAUAUAAAUUGAACGUAUAUUCAAUAUUUUGUGUCAUACUGUUCAUGAGAGUUGUGUGGGAAUCAGGUCACACUUCGCAUAACUUUCCAAACAAAAAGUAAUGUGUAGGUUUUCCCUUUUUGCACAGCUAACUCAAAUCUUGCCUCCACAGGGUAGGUCUAUAGUAAAAUAAGAGCUUUGACAAGGUUAAGUUUAAACUGUCUUCUAAAAAAAUAAAAACAAAUGUAAACUCAAUAAUUUAUCAGUUUAAAUUCUAAGUUUCUAUAAAGCUCUUUACAACUGCCUCAUAGUAUAAAAUGUGAUAAAAAAAAAAAAAAAAAAAAAAAAACUUGCACUUCCUCUUUUUGUGGCUUUCACAUCACAGUCACAGAAAUUAUGGUCUCAAAGACAAACUUAAGGAAAAAGCUAUGCCCAGCUAGAUGUAUUUUGAUACCAAAGCUCACUGAAAUUGCUAACAGAUGCAUUAAACUUUAUUUUUUAAAAUGAUAGUAUUUAAAUGGUCCCACAAAUUCUGUAAGCUAAUUUAUUAUUGUAUCACAUUGUUAUUGUGUCCUAUUUGUUACAAAGGAUUCAAAAGGGGGAAAAUCAUUUUAUUUAAUCAUGUAGAUUUUCAUCUCUAGGUUUUAUAUCUGUGUAAUUAAAGAUAAAGAUAUAGGCAUAAUACCCAGUGACAAUAUUUCAAAUAUAGCUAAUAUGUGCUAACAUUAAAUAUUUAUUUACUUCUUUUGAACUUUAAAUAUUCAACGAAAUAAACUUGGAAGCUUCAGCACCAAAAAAAAAAAAAAAAAAAAAAAAAAAAAAGCAAAUGUGAGAAGAUCGUGGGCAAACAGUGUUAUUUCAGUAAGAGUGGGUGAGGGACAACACACAGCCACACUUCGGUUUCUGUUUAACGUGUCUUUAACGGCAGAGUCACAAUGAUUAACCACCACACGGCGAGUCAACGUAGCUGUUAGCCGUUUAUGUUCGACCUCACCGGCUGUCAAAAAGGUGGCUGUAGCGGGGGUUGCUCUCACGGACGGUUACACAGUGCGGGAAAUUAACGUUAAUUCAACCGCCCCUUUGCUCAACGGAUUUUUGCAACGGCUGUUCUUAGGCUGGUUUUUACCCACAGUCAUGUGAUUGUAACGUAAAACCCCUAACCGGAAAACACCGACGGACGACCCUCUCCGCCGCCAACGAAUGCUGCGUUUGCAAGGAACAGUACAAGCUGCUGCGAGCCCAGAGAGGACGGACGAGUCCCCGGUAACAAACAAACAACGGCGACACGGCAAACUCCACGGAUUUAAGCGGAGUGCAGGUUGAAGAAUGGAGUUGGCCAACCAUGGUCUUAUCCUGCUGCAGCAGCUUAACGCUCAGAGGGAGUUUGGCUUCCUGUGCGACUGCACUGUGGCUAUAGGAGAUGUCUUCUUCAAAGCCCACAAAGCCGUCCUUGCUGCCUUCUCCAACUACUUCAGAAUGCUCUUCAUCCAUCAGGACAGUGACUGUGUGCGUCUGAAGGCUGCGGACAUACAGCCAGACAUCUUCAGCUACCUCCUGAACCUGAUGUACACGGGCAAGCUCGCACCUCAGCUGAUAGACCCUGCACGGCUGGAGCAGGGAGUCAGAUUUCUGCAUGCCUAUCCGCUCUUGCAGGAGGCCAGCCAGUCGGUGUAUUCACACCCCGAGCACAGCAUCAACCUCUCCACCUCCCUCUACGGCAUCCAGAUCUCUGACCAACAGGUGGCGCUGUCAGCCAGGCUGCCCGCACACGGCAGCUCUCCUCGCCCUUUGAGGUCGAGCAGCUCGUCUCAGAGGGGAAGUAUCCAUCCACGGCAGCUGCCGCAGCUUCAUACGCAAAUUCCUUACCGUCCAAAGCAGGCCUCCUCACCCCCCGACAUGGAGGCCUCAACCAGCGGGGCCAAGCCGACAGGCGAGGAGGGGGGAGCCGACCUGCUUAGUGCAGAUGGUUCCUCAGCCAGUGCCAUCCUCCAUGUGAAGCCCAGCAUCAUGAAGAGGAGUUCGUCCUUUAGGAAGCACUACUCCUGUCAUCUGUGCAGGAGUCGAUUCACCCAGAGAUGCCUGCUGAGAGAGCACCUCCUACAGCACACCCAGGCUAUUCAGCAGACCCUGUCUGAGCCCAGUGCUGCACUCUCACCUGUCAUGACUGGAGAACACAGCAUGCUAGAGGUAGAGGGCGUCCUCAAAGGAAGCAAGCCAGGGUCAGGUGCCCAGGCUGCUACUACAGCAGUCGAGAUAAUCAGUGACAGCGAGCAAACACCUGUUUCAGGUACCAACUCGGACUCUCCCCGAGCAGAGGUAUCCACGUCCAGCUGGGGGGUUGGGGGGUUAAAUUCUCAGGCAGACACACCGCCUCCGUCCGACAUCGCGGACAUCGACAACCUGGAGAGCGCCGACUUGGACCGGGAGGUGAAGCGGCGGAAGUAUGAGUGCUCCACCUGCGGGCGCAAGUUCAUUCAGAAGAGCCACUGGCGUGAGCACAUGUACAUCCACACAGGGAAGCCCUUCAAGUGCAGCGCCUGCGGCAAGAGCUUCUGCCGGGCCAACCAGGCGGCCCGUCACGUCUGCCUGAACCAGGGGGCCGACACCUACACCAUGGUGGACCGACAGAGCAUGGAGCUGUGCACGGCGGGCGACGACAGCAGCCAGAUGGAGGCAAUGUUCUUGGGUUCAUCAAAGCCUUACAAGUGUAACAUUUGCGCAACCACCUUCUCCAGUCCCAAUGAGGUGAUCAAACACCUGUGCUUCACCCAAGGGGGGUUAGUGGGACUGCAGGGAAACACAGGGGCAGGGAUGGUGCUCCAGCGUGAAGAGUUUUCCAAAGAUGAAGGCUCUGAUUUGUCCAACUCUGGCACCCCCCUAGAACCCCUAAAGACUGAGGAGAUCCUUGUGGAGUAGUGCCAAAACUGUGUUUCUGUCCUUUUUAACAUGUUUCUAAAUUAUGGUUAAUAGGUAAGCUAAAGUUAGUCAGGGUAUGUAUGUUGGAGGUUCUUGAUCUACUUAAAAUGUUUUUGUUUUGUCUUUGAGUACAGUAUUUUGGAGUUUUUUGACCCUAUGUAUGACAAAAUGUUUAAAGUAAAUAGCCUUUAACUCUCGGGAGAUGAAACCAACAUCAUUAGAGAAGAAAAAAAAUCAACAUUUGGCUAAAUACCAGUUAAAUACCAGUGAGGGAGAGGAAGUAACUAUUACCUUGUUUCAUCUCAUCAUUUAAUUGUUGGUGAACAUUGGUAUUAGACUCACAUGUGCCACAUUGUUUUCUUGUAAGAGCUGUCGUUGUGGCGAGGCCGCACAGGCAGGACUUUCAGUAUAAAAGGAAGAGGAAGCUGAGACAGUUCCGGAGGAGACAGCAUGUUGUGAGAUGAGUUGGCAGUGCUAGGUGUGAGGAGGAGAAAGAAGUGGAACCUCUUGAGCUGCACUGUUUCUAAUGAGGGGCUGAUUCUGCAGGUCAGGUAUAGAUUAUAAUUCCAGCUAAAAGCACACAGAAUAUUCAGACCUGAGACAAUCUGUGCUCUUUUUUUUUUGAGUUGAUGUCCCUAAUUCAGGAAAGUGCAUUUGUCUUCCAUCAGAUGUUAUGACCCUUCUCUGCAGUCGUUCGCUCUGUGUUAAGUGUGGUCAUGGUCUCUGUUUUUUUUUUUUGGUUUUUUUUUGCAGCAUGUUAAAGCAUAAUUGCUCUUCAAAAUAAUAGUCAGGAGAAUCUAGAAAACUGGUCACAUCACAAGCAAGAGCUGUCAUUGUGUUUACAGUUGUACCACUUUGAUUUUUUUCCCCUUGAUUUCUCAUUUUAACUUGUUAUAUUGUUUGGUUACUGAUUGAAGAAGCAACAUGUUCCAUCCACACACACAUAUUUUGAUGGGAGCCUGCCUUGUUCAGUAUUGUACAUCUUGUCUAUGUCAUAAUUUGCUUGAAUCUACUUCUAAAGGCCCUUUAAAUUUUGUUCGACAUGCUUUUCUAAUUUUAUAUACAGCAUUAUAUUUACAAAGACUAUGUUAUAUUGCAAAGGUGUAUAUAUAUUAGUAGAAAAAUAGCUUUCAAAAUAGAAAUACAUUUGGCUUAACAAAAGUUUAUGUAUUAGGGAUGGGCACAACACAUUUAUCUUUCAUUUCUUUGAGUAAAAUCUGGGCUUGAUUAUGAUAUUGAGCUUUUAAAAGUAUGUUAUAAUUAAAAAGAUUAUUCAGGAUUUUAUGUCUCUUUUCCCAUUGCCAAAUUUGUACUAAUUGCUAACCUCCUUACUCACUGUGCAAAGGGAAACAUUUUCUCUGUAUUGUAGAUUGAUAAUAUUGUAAACUUUCUGACAUUUAUAUUCGUUCUUUAACUUUGUCCAGUUUCCAACAUUGUGGGAGAAAACAGGCAGAUGUUGACGAUGACAAUGAUGAUGUAGGUGAUGUAGAGGUUUAGAGCAGCAGAGUUUGACUGUUUAACCUUUCAGUUAGAGGUCAUGUAAACUCAGGCAAGGAUGACCGUGUCAUGUGGAGAGAGUUGGCUGUAACAAGAUGUUUGCAAGAAAUAUAAUAACAGGGUGAUAUUUCUGUGAACUAGACUCUCUGGACACAUGUGUUAUGGGAAUAUUAAAGGUGCUAUUUAUUAUAACGUAAUGCAACAUCAAUUCUUUGGGAUAACAGGAACACUUUCUGUCUACUACUGAUGACUGGAAAUUGUGAAAAAUAUUUGCAUACUUGUCCAGUAAAUGUGAAGCAAGCAAAGUGAUGAGGCAGUUAAAUAAUUCAUGUUAUGUGUGAUAACCCAGCUCGGGUAGUAUAAUUUUAGCAAUACCAAUGAGCAUUGUUUUGAUUUUUCUGCUACAAACCUGCAAUUUAACUGUGAUUAAAACUUGUCAGGAUAACUUUA
Molecule: messenger RNA, 6637 nt
Organism: Lates calcarifer (barramundi perch)
Lineage: Eukaryota; Metazoa; Chordata; Actinopteri; Centropomidae
Gene: zbtb2b
Product: zinc finger and BTB domain containing 2b
Biological process (GO): regulation of transcription by RNA polymerase II
Cellular component (GO): nucleus
Molecular function (GO): DNA-binding transcription factor activity, RNA polymerase II-specific; protein binding; RNA polymerase II cis-regulatory region sequence-specific DNA binding
Source: RefSeq, a predicted model, not a curated record